AUGGCUGAUCGAACCAGCCGGACAACACCCGUCGAUCGAGAGAAGACUUGCCCCUUCCUCUUGCGCGUUUUCGUCAAGCCUGGCUCACAUCAUGAUCCUGAAAGAGACUAUCAAGUCCCAGAUCGACUCCCGGUAUCCAAUGAAUGUCAGCUCUACGCCUGGAAGGACACGACCCUACGAGAUAUCUGUCUUCAGCUUUUGGACUCGAAUCCAUCAAUCAAAUCAAACCUACCUCUCAAGUUUUCGAUCCGACUAGUUUUCCUUGACACACCUCGAGAUCUCAGCACCAGCAGUCACAAUUCACCCCUACCCAGAUACAAAUCACAAGACCUUGGAUCAAUAUUCUGUCGCGACCUCACUCGUCCAGUUACAGCAGCACCGGCCAACAAGUCGCUCCACGACGUUCGAUUCUGCGUGGGAGAUUUUGUCGACAUCGCCCUCAUCUCGUCUUUUUCUGCUAAUCCCACUGGCGGGACCUCUGCGCCUUCAGAGGCGCCUAGGCCGAGCUUUGGAAUCAGGGGUGCCGCUCGGGGUUUCGCCAGCGCAGCGCCGGCGUCCGAAUCGACCUCAUGGGCUCGCUCGGCUGCCCCUCCUCGCUGGGGCGGUGCACCUGAACGACGCGGUGGCUCUGGAACUUAUGAAACUUCGCAUCCGCCCGAUAAUGGCAGAUGGGGUCACAACUCCGUCACUUAUUCCGAACGAGCCAAUGGCGGUCACAGAAGUGGAAACGACCGUUACCGGGAACGAGGAGGACCUAGAUGGGCUAGCACUAGCGCACCACGUAGAGAUAGUCGCGAACGAAGUCCACCUCGUCGAAGGAGAUUAUAA
Molecule: messenger RNA, 828 nt
Organism: Puccinia triticina
Lineage: Eukaryota; Fungi; Basidiomycota; Pucciniomycetes; Pucciniales; Pucciniaceae
Exons: 3
Coding region: 1-828 (275 amino acids)
Biological process (GO): negative regulation of DNA-templated transcription
Cellular component (GO): nucleus
Molecular function (GO): transcription factor binding; transcription corepressor activity
Source: RefSeq, a predicted model, not a curated record